Molecule: messenger RNA, 1163 nt
Organism: Arachis stenosperma
Lineage: Eukaryota; Viridiplantae; Streptophyta; Magnoliopsida; Fabales; Fabaceae
Product: probable WRKY transcription factor 47
Exons: 6
Coding region: 90-1163 (357 amino acids)
Biological process (GO): regulation of DNA-templated transcription
Molecular function (GO): DNA-binding transcription factor activity; sequence-specific DNA binding
Source: RefSeq, a predicted model, not a curated record
CUCCCAUAAGUAAACUGCGUCCUAUAUAUAUAUAUGUGCUGCAUUGUUCUAUCUCAAAGUUAGAUCCAAUAAAUCUCUCUAACCCAAUAAUGGAAGGCAAAAUUGCAUUCAAGAAUUUGCUUCAAGUUCAAGAAUUUGCAUUGAAUUCCACUCAUGAUUCCUCCUCUGUUAGUAAUAAUACUCUAGGAUCUACUCUUCUGAGUUUGAGCUUGAAUCCUCAACAAAAUCAAGAUCAGUCUCAUACCCAAUUGGAAGUGCUGAAAAAGAAGCUAGAGGAAGUGAAGAAGGAGAAUCAGAAUCUAAGAAUUAUGCUGAAUCAGAUUAGAGAACACUAUGGAGUUCUUCAAAAUCAGUUAUUGCUGGCGAUGCAGUGCCACCAAUUAUCUUCAUCCUCGCCUACAAUAAUUAAUCAUGACCUCAAGAAUGACAAUAGAGAAGAAAUCUCGGAGAGAAAAAUGUUACCCACCACCCAGAAAUUUGGUUUUGAUGUUAAGAAUGAAAUGAUGAGUAAGCACAUAGCAUCACAAGAAGCAAAAAUAUUGGAGGAUCAAGUACCAUCAUUUGAAGCUUCUUGCAAGAAAGCUAGAGUGUCCAUAAGAGCAAGAUCAAAUUUUUCUAUGAUGGUUGAUGGGUGCCAAUGGAGAAAAUAUGGACAAAAAACAUCAAAGGGCAAUCCUUGUCCUCGAGCCUACUAUCGUUGUAGCAUGGGACAAACAUGUCCAGUUCGUAAGCAGGUGCAAAGAUGUGCAAUGGAUGAGAGAGUUGUGAUAACAACGUACGAGGGGAAUCACAAUCAUCCACUCCCAGAAGCAGCAAGAUCCAUAGCCACGACAACAACAUCAGCAUUGAACAUGUUCCUAUGUGGCUCCAUGACCACCACCACAACUAGUAGUACUUCACUUUCACUAUCUUCUACUUCAUCAUCAUCAUGUCCUACUCUAACACUCGACUUAACUACUCAACAACCCUCCAAUGAUAUUAUUGCAUCAAAGCACACACAACAACCAUUACUAUUCCCUCUGCCUCUAAAUGCUUGCUAUACUCAAGAAAACAACCUUGCCUUGGUGGAUCUUGUUACUGCAGCUUUAACCAACGAUCCUUCUCUUAAGGAAGCAUUACUUGCAGCUUUUUCCUCUCUCACUCACAAUAAUGAACAUGUUUAG